CUUACAAAAUACAAUAUAUAUUACCAACAUUCAUUUUCAUAAUUUCCAAACACAAAACAAUGAACACAACUAGUCUCCUCCUUCUAACAUCAUCACUACUUCUUCUAUCAUGUGCCACGCACGUGCUCUCCGUAACACCAUGUCCACCCUGCGGUAACACAACCGUCCCAUUCCCACUUAGCACAACUCCCACAUGCGGUGAUCCGUUAUACAAAAUCCAGUGCACCGCUUCCGGUUCAUUACUUUUCAACACAGUAAAUAAUUCCUACCCAAUCCAAUCCAUAAACCCGAAAACACAACGGUUCAUAAUCCAACCCGCUUCAAUAAUCCCAAAAACCUGCACAACAACCGAUAAAAUCCACCAAGGAAUAAUCCUCAACAACACUCUUCCAUUCAACAUCACAAGCUCAAACACGAUCGUGUAUCUCAACUGUACACGUACGCUUCUUCAAUCGCCGCUUAAUUGCUCCGCCGCGAGUGCUUGCCACGCUUACAUCGACGCUACUGAUUCUAUUUCCGCCUGUCAGACCGGUCCGGUUUGUUGUACUUAUCGAACCGGUGGUUCGAGUAACUCGUAUCAGAUUCGUGUUAGGGAUACGGGAUGUAGUGCUUAUUCGAGUUUUGUUAAUCUUGAUACUGGUCUUUCUGUGAACCGUUGGUCUAGACCGGGUUUAGAGAUUCAGUGGUUAUCGCCUAGAGAAACUGUUUGUGUGUCACAGAAGGAUUGUGAUGCUGCCACGUCGACUUGUGGGGUUGAUGGUUCUUCGGGUAAUGGGAUCAAGCGGUGUUUUUGUAAUGGAGAGCUUGUGUGGGACCCGGUUCAAGGGGUGUGUACUAAAAAAAUUACUUGCUUUAAUCCAGAUGGGUGUGACUCGAGCAACAAGACAGCCAUAAUAGCAGGUACAACAUGUGGAGUUGGAGCUGCAGUCAUCCUAGCAAUAAUUGCAUUUCUUCUAUACAAACGCCACAAACGUAUAUUAGAAGCACAACGACGACUAGCCAAAGAGCGUGAAGGAAUUCUAAACGCAAGUGGUGGAGGAAAAGCCGCCAAACUUUUCAGCGGCAAAGAGAUAAAAAAAGCCACAAAUGAUUUCUCAGCAGAUCGCCUCCUUGGCGUUGGCGGCUAUGGCGAAGUCUACAAAGGCAUUCUUUCAGACGGAACCAAUGUAGCUGUUAAAUGUGCUAAACUCGGAAACCCAAAAGGCACUGACCAAGUCCUCAACGAAGUUCGCAUAUUAUGCCAAGUUAACCACAGAAACCUCGUUGGUUUACUUGGUUGCUGCGUCGAAUUGGAGCAACCAAUUUUGGUUUAUGAGUUCAUAGAAAAUGGGACCCUUCUUGAUCAUUUAACAGGUCAAAUGCCAAAGGGUCGGGCUUCACUUAAUUGGAACAAUCGUCUUCACAUUGCUCGCGAUACUUCUGAAGGUCUUUCUUACCUUCACUUCAUGGCAGUACCACCAAUUUACCAUAGAGAUGUUAAAUCAAGUAACAUUCUUCUAGAUUUCAAGAUGAACGCCAAGGUUUCGGAUUUCGGGUUAUCUCGUUUGGCUCAAACGGAUAUGAGUCAUAUCUCAACUUGUGCUCAAGGAACACUCGGGUAUCUUGAUCCUGAGUAUUACAGAAACUAUCAGUUAACUGAUAAGAGUGAUGUUUAUAGCUUUGGAGUUGUGUUGCUUGAACUUUUGACGUCUCAGAAGGCGAUAGAUUUUAACAGGGCUUCGGAUGAUGUGAACUUGGCAGUUUAUGUUCAGAGGAUGAUGGAUGAAGAGAGGUUGAUAGAGGUUAUUGAUCCUGUUUUGAAGGAUGGAGCUAGUAAUAUAGAGCUUGAUACUAUGAAGGCUUUGGCUUUUUUGGCGUUGGGUUGUUUGGAGGAGAAAAGACAGAAUCGACCUUCAAUGAAAGAGGUGUCGGAGGAGAUUGAGUAUAUUAUCAGUAUUGCUUCUGCGAAGGGAGUGGAGAAGUAGUUACAACUGAGGGAGUAGAGUUUUUAACUUGUAUUAUCCUGUUAUUAUGAUUUUGUCUACAUUUAUGAAUUGUGAUUGUGCAUGUUUGUAUUUGUUGGGUGGUAAAAUAUAGGUUCUUAGUUGUUUGUAAAUUUAUAUGUAAUAUAUUAUGUUUAACUUGAUUUACAGAAUGAAAUGUAGUACUGAUGGAAAACAGGACUUAAGGUUAUGAAAUUGUUUUGGUUUCAUUA
This is a messenger RNA of Trifolium pratense (red clover), 2194 nucleotides long. RefSeq names its product wall-associated receptor kinase-like 20. NCBI's taxonomy places the organism in Eukaryota, Viridiplantae, Streptophyta, Magnoliopsida, Fabales, Fabaceae. The transcript has 4 exons. Gene Ontology annotation, molecular function: protein kinase activity; polysaccharide binding; ATP binding. The record is from RefSeq and is a predicted model, not a curated record. Bases 60 to 1964 code for a protein of 634 amino acids. Gene Ontology annotation, biological process: protein phosphorylation.